Messenger RNA from Oncorhynchus masou masou (cherry salmon), 1746 nucleotides. RefSeq lists its product as uncharacterized. Lineage: Eukaryota; Metazoa; Chordata; Actinopteri; Salmoniformes; Salmonidae. The transcript is spliced from 5 exons. Bases 300 to 1133 code for a protein of 277 amino acids. The record is from RefSeq and is a predicted model, not a curated record.
UUUGCACCGUCUGUUGAGAAGAAAAAUAGACCUAAAAGGCAAAAAUGAACAAUUGAACACACUAUCUUGUAUCCACCUAUCGAUUUAGCCAAAACAACUCGAAAUCCAUUCAAGACUUUUGACGCGCAGGAACGUGCGCACGUAAAAGGCAAUAAGGAAACCAAAUUUCAUUUCAGAAUUGGUUAAAAUUAUGUUAGGAUCAGGGUUUAGAUAAGGACGCCAAACAACAGAAGAAGGCAGAAGAACUUCUAUUGGCUGAAGCAAGUUUUAGGAGAAAUGCCUUCAGAAUCAUCCAAAUAAUGAUUGAACUAUGCAAUGAGAAGCCUGGCUGUAGGGUGUAUGUGGAUGAGAUUCUCCACAGCAUCUUCUUCUUAGGUUUCAUUCAUAAACCCCAACAAUGCACCCCCAACGAUAUCCUUGGUGAAUUUAUGCCUCAAAUGGAGGGGAUUUUCCCGGGACCAUUUGAGAAUUACAACAGUAAACUGCCAAGACGGACUCCGUUCUCCUCUGUGCUGGAUAUGGUGGUCUCCUUGCUUGGACCAGACAGAGAGAUCAAUAUACUGGAGAGACUGAAGGAAAUCGCCAAUGACAUGUCAGAACCCAAGAGUAAAUACCAGUUCACCUCCUCGACCAUCUGUGUCUCUCAAAGGAAGGAUGUUCAAAGAAGUUACUAUGGAGCGUCCAUGUCCUGCACGGGGAAGAAAGAAGGACAGAUUAUGAUCGCUGUGUCCUGUCUGUGUACCUGGCACUACAGUGUAUCCAAUGCCGUGAUGACAUACAAGCCAGAUAAGAACAAGAGAAAGAACUUUGAUGGCACCAUGAAACUACAAGAGUAUGUAAAGUGCCAGGCUUCCAAUGUGAAGAGUGGGGAGAAGAUGCCUCCUUGCAGGUCCUGUGGUCAUCUUUUUGGUCUGGAGGAACCAAGCAAUCAGAUGUGGCCCUAUGGGAACUGCGCAGAGGCAGAGAGCUUGAGCAAACUGCUCUAUGGAGAGGAAGAGAUUGUUAAGAAUGUAGUACCAUCAGUUGAUUGCAAAAUGCGAGAGCAAGUGGUGAAGGAGGUAAAGGCUCACCUGGAAGAGAAGCUCCAAGAGUCAGAAUUUCAAUGGGAUUCUUCCUAUUACAUUCCACAGUAGAUUGUCAGAGAAACGCAUGUGCGCACACGCACACACACACUAAGUUUACAGAUAUACAGAUGCACAUUCCUACUGUGACACACUGAGAUCCAAAACAUUAAACAUAUAAUCAUAGCUUGGUGCGGGGCUAGCAACAUGUGAUUUGUGUCUGACAGCUAGCAUUGAAACAUUGCCAAAGCAGUGAACCACUCUGUGCAUAUAGUAUACAGUAUAACUGCUAGGCUAUAGCUAUCGGCUCUUAUCAAUGAUAUCUGUGAGGUAGAUGGUUCUUUUAGAAGGGGACCGUUGUUUAGAGUACCUCAUGGAGAUACCUGAAAUUGAAUUUAAUAUUCUAGUCUAGACAAAGCAUUUAACAUAUAUAUAUAUAUAUAUAUAUAUAUAUAUAUAUAUAUAUAUAUAUAUAUAUAUAUAUAUAUAUAUAUAUAUAUUUUUUUAAAUAUGAUUUUAAUUGGGAUUUUAAACUUUAUUUCUGUAUACUCUAGUUAUUAAUGCACAUUUUUACUAAUCUGUAACAAAUUACUAAUACUGUAAACGUUGGUGUGAAUUCAUGUCUGGGUUGAUUUCUAGCUAUUUGAGGAAUUAAUCUAAUAAAGGAACUUACAUUGUAACCAUU